Messenger RNA from Vanessa tameamea, 1290 nucleotides. Its product is annotated as pickpocket protein 28-like. The transcript has 11 exons. Gene Ontology annotation, cellular component: plasma membrane. The record is from RefSeq and is a predicted model, not a curated record. Lineage: Eukaryota; Metazoa; Arthropoda; Insecta; Lepidoptera; Nymphalidae. Gene Ontology annotation, biological process: sodium ion transmembrane transport. The coding region runs from base 202 to 1290 and encodes 362 amino acids. Gene Ontology annotation, molecular function: ligand-gated sodium channel activity.
UGCAAAGUUAAUCAGGUUCCGUUUCCAGCUGUCAGCAUUUGCAACUUCAAUCCUGUAUCGUUAAAACGAACGGCAGGUAUUACAGAAAUAUUAAGAAACAACAACAGAACUCAAAAAGAAAUUGAAAACUUUUACCGCAAUCUACCAAACCUAAUACAUUUUAGAGGGUAUGACGAAAACUUAGACGAUGUUUCAGAGAUUAUGGAAAUUCUGAAGCAACAUUAUUUUAACACAGAAACUAUAAUGGAAGAGGUGCAUCAGCAGUGUGAAGAUCUUUUAUUAUACUGCACAUUUAAUAGUAAGAAGAAAAACUGUAACAAAAUGUUUAAUUUUAUAAAAACCUACGAAGGUCAUUGCUGUGCUUUCAACUACGCAGCUCUCAACGAUGGAAAUAUGGAUGAAAUAUCUUACGACGAUGACAUCGAAUACUACUCGGACCCAAGCAAUGAGGGAACUAGCGGUAUUUAUGUCACAUCGAAAUCUGGCAGAGGAUCUGGUCUGAGCGUGGUUUUGAACGUGGAGCCGAGCGAUUAUCCUGAAUGGUCUUUGACGCCAUACAACGGAGCCAAGAUUCUCCUCAAUGAUCCAACUGACUAUCCAGAAAUAACAGUUUUAUACAAAUAUGUCGUGCUAGGUCAGUCACUAGAUAUUAAAGUGGAACCGAGGAUAUUCCAAAGUGAUGAUGACAUCAGACUCGUGCCUUUGGAGAAGCGCAAUUGUGCCUUCCACGAUGAAUUCUUACUUCAACAUACGGACCGAUUUAGUAGCGAAACUUGUAAAACUGAAUGUAAAAUGAAGAACUAUGCAGAUCAGUGCGGAUGCGUACCAUAUAAAUAUCCGAAAGAUAAGGCUUUACGAAUUUGCGAUUUCGGAGACUUGGAAUGUCUGAACAAUUUGCGUGCUCGUGAUAUAGAUUGGGAGAAAGAUUGCACGCCAAUUUGCUACAUAGAAUGUCGAGAUAAGAGGUACAGUAUAACCAGUGACGUCAUGCCGCUGCUAGCGGAUUUCUACCCGAGGAAUAUAACGUUAGGUCAUAACAUCAGUGAGCUGUCGUCGCUUCAAGUGUACUUUGCAAAGUCAACUUGCAACUGUUUUAAAAAUAUGCUCCUCAUUGACUUCAACUAUUUCAUUGCUAACUACGGAGGAGUUUUCUCACUAUGCUUCGGUGUCUCGAUUAUAACGCUAUUUGAAGUAAUUUACUCGUUCUUGUUUUCUGUAUUGGGAACGUCCUGUAAUUAUGUGAAAAAUACAAAUAAAACUAUUGCAAAAUAUGAUGUUGAAAAUGAGUAA